AUGGACUUGGAUUCGCACAAGCGCCAGCGCAAGGCCACGAGCGAGAGCAAGUCGGUUGAUUCGAACCGCAAGCUGAAGAGCGCGAAAGCGUUUGAGCGCAAGGAUGAGAGGCUGCAGUUCAUCCAUGCCGUUGACGUUGCCUCGCUCGAGCACAAGUGCGUUCCCAUCAUGGGAGCAUCCAAGGAGGAUGUGGCAAUAGAGCUCCAGUAUCCCACUCUGCAGCGCCGCGAAAAGUUCGAGCUCGUUUGGGGCAAGGAUAAGAUCGACGCCGUGGAGGCGAGCAUACGCAUAGUGCGCCUGGUUGCGGAGACGUAUCUCACCGACGCCGAAGCAGAGCCCUUUACCAACCAGAACAACGGAUUCAUUCGGCGACUCGAAAAGGCCUCGAAUCGCAACAUCCAAGAUCUGAUGGGCUUCAAGGCCGCACUACGCGAGUACAAUGAGACGCUCCUCGCCUUGGUCGAGGAUGGCGUCGUCUCGAAGAAUCUCGACAACCUGCACGAACUGCCGCCGCACCUCGCUGCUUUCAUUCUCGACCAAAUCUAUGAUCGUACAGUGGCUCCCAAGGUGGAACUACUCUCAAAGUACGAGAACGGAACGGACUAUGUCUAUGGCGAGCUUCUCCAUCCCUUUAUCACCAAGCUCCUCGUCGACCAGACCAAGAUGACAUCGGACCAAGUGUUUGUCGAUUUGGGCUCGGGCGUGGGCAACGUUGUUCUGCAGGCGGCUCUCGAAAUCGGAUGCGAGAGCUGGGGCUGUGAGAUGAUGGAGAACGCCUGCAACCUGGCAGAGGCUCAAGAGAAGGAGUUUCACGCCCGGUGCCUGCUUUGGGGUCUGGAACCCGGCGAGGUGCACCUUGAACGCGGCGACUUCCGCAAGAACUCUUCGAUUCACGACGCCCUGAAGCGGGCCGAUGUUGUGCUUGUCAACAACAAGGCCUUUACUGCGCAGCUUAACGACGACUUGAUUCGCAUGUUCCUUGAUCUCAAGUCGGGAUGCAAGAUCAUCUCGCUCAAAUCUUUUGUGGCUGACUCCAAGAGUAGCCACAACAUCAACGACGUCGGAAGCACCAUCCUCGAGGUCGAGGAGUGCACGUACCCCGAGGGCUACGUCAGCUGGACCAAUGCCGGCGGGCAGUACUAUAUCUCCACGCGGAAAUAG
Messenger RNA from Trichoderma citrinoviride, 1161 nucleotides. Its product is annotated as DOT1-domain-containing protein. NCBI's taxonomy places the organism in Eukaryota, Fungi, Ascomycota, Sordariomycetes, Hypocreales, Hypocreaceae. The record is from RefSeq and is a predicted model, not a curated record. Gene Ontology annotation, molecular function: histone binding; histone H3K79 methyltransferase activity. Gene Ontology annotation, cellular component: nucleus; nucleosome. The transcript is spliced from 2 exons. The coding region runs from base 1 to 1161 and encodes 386 amino acids. Gene Ontology annotation, biological process: regulation of transcription regulatory region DNA binding; DNA damage checkpoint signaling; DNA repair.